AUGGAAAAUAGCAGUAAAACAAUUUCUCAAAAUACAAUAAAAGCACAUGUCGAAGCGAAUGAUGAAUGUAAAGAAAAAAAAGAAAAAUAUUUAAAAUGUUUUAAUAAUUGGUAUAAAAACAAUUUCCUCAAAGGAGACUUAACACAAGCUUGUGACGAUUAUUAUGAGGAUUAUCAAAUAUGUGUUAUGAAUGAUUUAAAUAAAAAGGGAUUAGGUCACCUUAGUAAUGUAGAAAAAGAGAAAUAG
Messenger RNA from Plasmodium adleri (nom. inval.), 246 nucleotides. Its product is annotated as conserved protein, unknown function. The transcript has 3 exons. The coding region runs from base 1 to 246 and encodes 81 amino acids. The record is from RefSeq and is a predicted model, not a curated record. NCBI's taxonomy places the organism in Eukaryota, Apicomplexa, Aconoidasida, Haemosporida, Plasmodiidae.